Molecule: messenger RNA, 1215 nt
Organism: Colletotrichum spaethianum
Lineage: Eukaryota; Fungi; Ascomycota; Sordariomycetes; Glomerellales; Glomerellaceae
Exons: 2
Coding region: 1-1215 (404 amino acids)
Source: RefSeq, a predicted model, not a curated record
AUGGCAACCCCAUGGCCGUCAGAGCAACUAUGGCCAACGCACCACCGAGAGCAUGCCACCGAACUUAGCAGACACCUCCAGACAGCAGUCAAGUCUAUCGACACCGCAAACGGAAACCCCCUCAACCCACAGGCUGUGAGGUCCACGCUUAUCGCGGCCCUCUCCCUGAUCAUUAAAUUGCAGAACCUACCUGAGGUCGGACACCUCCACCAGGCUAUCGAGAGCCUGCGAGCGGAAACCAAAACAGCCAACGAGAAUACCACCCGCGAAACGAGAACCAUCAAGAUCGCUCUACAGCAGAACACAGCCGAACUUAAGGAGAACACCAACAUAACACGCGCGGCUAACGAAGCCGCGAAGGAGGCUUGGAAAGCCAGCGAGCUGGCGGCUAAGGUCGUAAAGGACAUCAAAGCACUGGGACCAAUGAAUCAGGGGAGCACCGCACAGUCAUAUGCUAGUGUAGCCGCCCGAGGAGGACUUACAGGAAGCAUGCAUAACCCCCGUAACCAGAGAUCGUCCCAGACCCAGACUCUGCGUGAGAUCAUUGUGAACAUUAGAGAUCCCAUCACCAUUGCCUGCAUAAGAGCCAUGAACUCCCGUAGCCUUAAGGCGCACGUAGACCGCGCCAUCGAAGAAAGCAGUAAUGAGCAUAUCCGCAAACUCAAGGCAGUAUCUGCUAAUCAGCUCAAGAGCGGCGACCUCAGCAUCAAGACAGCCACGACAAAAGACAUGGAGGCCCUCCGCCAGUUUGCCGAGGACUGGGAAAACCGCAUCGGCAACGGAGCCGCGGUACGGAUCCCAACCUAUGGAGUGCUAGCGCAUGGCAUAAGGACCAGCUCAAUGGAUAUGGAUCGUUUCAACGAGAUUAGAGAUGACAUGCUGCAGGAUAACAAAGCGUUCAUUCCUACCGCAGAGAUCAAAUACAUCGGCUGGCUGACCCGAUCAGCCAGCAAGAAGACUGCAUCAACAAUCGUGGUGGAAUUCUCAAAAGCGGAAGACGCCAAUAAACUCAUUGAUGAGGGCCAAGAUCAGGACCGCCUACAACCAGCGGUCAAGGUAUCACCUGGAACAAGCGGCCCCACAGCCGGCCCUAGGACCGGAAGCCCGGACCCGGCCGAACCCAAGGACGACACGACCAACACUGGACCGUCAAUCUCAGGAAGACCGACCAACCCGGAGCCGGUCCCUGACGAAGAAGGUCCAGAAAAGGCCUAA